AUGUUUGCCGACAUACAAAAGACUCCAACACCAGAUGAAAAUAUUCAGCAUAGAAUGGAAGUACUGAAAAAAAAUGUACACAAAUACAACAACCCUUUUUACUUACGAGCAUUUAACGUUCAAUCUUCGGAUGAACUCGGUGAAGAUAAAAGGUUAAAUUUCAAGAAAACAUAUAGAAAUGAAACAUUGUUUAAAGUUCAUUCAGAACCUAACCAAGAUGGAAACAAACCUACUUUUGUUUCUGCAGACGAUGGAACUACAAUGAGAUGGGGUCAUAAAGCUAACCCGGAUAGGUGGUUCAUAAACUUACAACCUCAAUUCCAAGAAGUUGUAGACGCAAUGGAAGUCAAUGGUGAACCAGAUAUAGCUGGUAUUUUAAGCGCGGCUUUAAUGCCAUUGAAAGAUAUGAAACAUGCAGAUAUUUUGGACCAGUAUGAAAUGAACAUGGCUGAUGGAAAUAUAACACCUGACGUUCUAGAACAUUUAUCUCAAAGAACUACACAGAACCAUAGAGAUGGUAUAUUUGGUGAAGAGUUUAGAAAGAAAGUUAGGGAGAGAGAAGGAAGAGAACCUAUUGUACAUGACCUUGCAAACGAAAGUUUACAAAAUGUCAUAAAAACUUACUUUGCAGACAAUGAACCGAGAAGGGAUGAAUAUUUAAGAAAACUCAAAUGGACAGUACCAAAUGAAAUGUUAGUAUUGAAAAACAUGUUCCUUGACAAAAUAAAACCAACUACAGAAAUAAAUGACGCAAGACUGAAAGAUUGGGUAAAAGCUUUCCCAUUCACAAAAGAUAUAGUUGGUAACAUGGAAAGAAAACCAGAAUGGCUACAAAAACAUAUAUUUGAAACGAGCAUAUUCCAUAUGGACAGGCACU
Molecule: messenger RNA, 877 nt
Organism: Trichomonas vaginalis G3
Lineage: Eukaryota; Parabasalia; Trichomonadida; Trichomonadidae
Product: protein of unknown function, DUF4106 family
Exons: 1
Source: RefSeq, a predicted model, not a curated record